AUGCUCUCAGUUGGUCGACCAUGUGAUCUUCAAGAUGAAGAGGAGAAAAGUUUAGUUGAAGGAUUAAUAACUGCAAGUAAAUGGGGAUUUCCAUUAACUUGUUUUGAGGUUCAUUUGAUGGUUAAACACUAUUUAGAUAGAAAAGGUUUAACUGCAAAACAGUUUAAGAAUAACAUGCCAGGACCUGACUGGGCAAAAUCAUUCCUUAAACGUCAUAAUUCUACAUUAACCAUACGUUUAUCUGAGAAUAUAAAACGCUCUAGACCAAAUAUUUCAAUUGAAACAAUAACACAUUUUUUUAAUGAGUUAAGCCAGACCUUGGAAGGUGUACCCCCAGAUGCUAUCAUCAAUUAUGAUGAAACCAACCUUACCGAUGACCCGGGAAAAGUAAAAGUUAUAUGUCGACGUGGUACUAAGCAUGUGGAUUAUUUAUUGGACUCUUUAAAAGCUAGUACGUCUGUUAUGUUUAGUGGGCCAGCUUCAGGUGUCAUGUUGCCAGUGUAUGUUGUGUAUAAAUCUGAGCAUUUGUACCCUAGUUGGACAUACCAUGGUCCACAAAAAACACGUUUCAACAGAUCCAAGAGUGGUUGGUUUGACAUGAAAAUCUUUGAAGACUGGUAUUUUGAAGUAGUUUUGCCAUAUUUCAGGACUAUAAAUGCUAACAAAAAGGUCAUGAUUGGUGAUAAUUUGGCUAGCCAUGUGUCAGAAGAGGUAAUCAAAUCAUGUGCAGAAAAUGGUAUAAGUUUUGUUCUUCUUCCCCCUAAUACAACACAUCUGACACAAUCACUCGAUGUGGCAUUUUUCAGACCUCUUAAAUUAAAGUGGAGAGAUGUCUUAAGAAGUUGGAAAAAUAAAAACAUUGGUACCUUGCCUAAAACUCAAUUUCCAGGGCUACUUAAAAAUAGUAUCACUGUAUUUGAAGAUCCAGAUGAUCCAGAUCCAUUACAACCAGAGUUAGAAAUUGAAAGUCCUCUAGUUAUAACUAUACCAGCAAGUAAUGAACCAGUUGCAAGUUCUUCUCAGGUUAAUAGUAUGUCUACAAUCAACAUGUAUGAUUCAGAUGAUGUUGAUGAUGAUGAAAACUUUAAAAAAAAAACUUAA
Molecule: messenger RNA, 1101 nt
Organism: Acyrthosiphon pisum (pea aphid)
Lineage: Eukaryota; Metazoa; Arthropoda; Insecta; Hemiptera; Aphididae
Product: jerky protein homolog-like
Exons: 2
Coding region: 1-1101 (366 amino acids)
Cellular component (GO): nucleus
Molecular function (GO): DNA binding
Source: RefSeq, a predicted model, not a curated record